AUGGCGGCAGCGUCGGGUGGUGAAGCGCGAGUUAGCAGCAAGUGGUCGGCUCAGCAGAAACUAGGCAGCAAGCGGCCCGUGCCUCCUCCUACGUCGGACGACUACAUCAGUUGGACAGUCGAUCAAUUGAAGCUAGAGUGCACCGCGCGUAAACUCUCGGUAGCGAAGAACACUAGCAAGGCGGACCGAGUGGCCAUAUUGCACGGGUACGAUGGGUCCAAAAAAGCUAUCGAGCUGCUUCUUGAGCAUCAACGCGCUACUAAACGAGGCCGCAGCGAAGGGAAGAGUAGCGCUGAGAGGCGAUCUCGUCAUUGUUUGUACCGACUACUGAACGUUCUCUUCUCCGAAGUAUUUUUUGUGAGCUUUGUGUCUUCUGGGGACACGCUCACGCGGCGAGAGCUGGAUGAAGGUGGUCGUAGGUUCUGGGAAGAAAUUGCUGAAGCCUUCAAUACAUUGAAUGAAGACUUUGACCGCCUCGUUUCCGAUGAUUCAUUGUUUGAAGGGAUCGACCCUAGCCAAAUUACAACACAUUCUGGAUCAAAGUUGAGAGAUAUGUGGAAAGAGUGCAGUUCUCGGUUCGCUACUGCAGAAGGAAGGUGCCAGCUCUCUGGGUCCCAUGAUGAAUGUUAA
Messenger RNA from Phytophthora sojae, 630 nucleotides. RefSeq lists its product as hypothetical. The record is from RefSeq and is a predicted model, not a curated record. The transcript has a single exon. The coding region runs from base 1 to 630 and encodes 209 amino acids. NCBI's taxonomy places the organism in Eukaryota, Oomycota, Peronosporomycetes, Peronosporales, Peronosporaceae.